CUACUUCUCCUCCCUUUCUCCUCCUCCUGUGGCUGCUGCUGCUGCCAGACCUCGCCAUUUCAGACCCACCGGGCUGCCCUCCCCUGCGCACUCCUUCGCUGCCAGGGCAGGAGAGCAGCGUGGCCACCCGCAGAAAGUCACAAUGUUGCAAACACUUUUCCUGACUAUGCUGACUCUGGUGCUGGUCAAGUCACAGGACACCGAGGAAACCAUCACAUACACGCAAUGCACCGAUGGAUAUGAGUGGGACCCUGUAAGACAACAGUGCAAAGAUAUCGAUGAAUGUGACAUUGUCCCAGACGCUUGCAAAGGUGGAAUGAAAUGUGUCAACCACUAUGGAGGAUAUCUCUGCCUUCCUAAAACAGCCCAAAUUAUUGUCAAUAAUGAACAGCCUCAGCAAGAAACACCAGCUGCAGAAGCAUCAUCAGGUGCCACCGCUGGAAGCAUGGCUGCCAGUAGCAUGGCAACCAGCGGUGUGGUGCCUGGAGGUGGUGUCAUGGCCAGUGCUGCUGCAGUUGCUGGCCCUGAAGUACAGACUGGCCGAAAUAAUUUUGUCAUCCGGAGGAACCCAGCUGACCCUCGUAUCCCUUCCAACCCUUCCCACCGGAUCCAGUGUGCAGCAGGCUACGAGCAGAGUGAGCAAAAUGUGUGCCAAGAUAUUGAUGAGUGCACCACAGGGACCCACAACUGUAGAGUGGACCAAGUGUGCAUCAACUUACGUGGCACCUUCACAUGCCAGUGUCUUCCGGGGUAUCAGAAGCGAGGCGAGCAGUGUGUGGAUAUAGAUGAAUGCACCGUGCCUCCAUAUUGCCACCAAAGAUGCGUGAACACACCAGGUUCCUUCUACUGCCAGUGCAGCCCUGGGUUUCAGCUGGCAGCGAACAACUACACUUGUGUGGAUAUAAAUGAAUGUGAUGCCAGCAACCAGUGUGCUCAGCAAUGCUACAACAUUCUCGGGUCAUUCAUCUGUCAGUGCAACCAAGGGUACGAACUGAGCAGUGACAGGCUCAACUGUGAAGACAUUGAUGAAUGCAGAACCUCAAGCUACCUGUGUCAAUAUCAAUGUGUCAAUGAACCAGGGAAGUUCUCAUGCAUGUGCCCCCAGGGCUACCAAGUGGUGAGAAGCAGAACCUGCCAGGAUAUAAACGAAUGUGAGACCACUAAUGAAUGCCGAGAAGAUGAAAUGUGCUGGAAUUAUCACGGUGGCUUCCGUUGUUACCCACGAAACCCAUGCCAAGAUCCCUACGUUCUAACAUCAGAAAACCGAUGUGUUUGCCCAGUCUCAAAUGCUAUGUGCCGAGAACUGCCCCAGUCCAUAGUCUACAAAUACAUGAGCAUCCGAUCUGACAGGUCCGUGCCGUCAGACAUCUUCCAGAUACAGGCCACAACUAUUUAUGCCAACACUAUUAAUACUUUUCGGAUUAAAUCUGGAAACGAAAAUGGAGAGUUCUACCUACGACAAACAAGCCCUGUGAGUGCAAUGCUUGUGCUCGUGAAGUCACUAUCGGGACCAAGAGAAUACAUCGUGGACCUGGAGAUGCUGACAGUCAGUAGCAUAGGGACCUUCCGCACAAGCUCCGUGUUACGACUGACAAUAAUAGUGGGGCCAUUUUCAUUUUAGCUUUUUAUAGAUUCCACCAUAGGCAUUUAAAUAAGCCAAAGAAUAUUGUUACAUUAAAGCACUAUUUUAUUUAUAGAUAUAUCUAGUACAUCUAUAUCCAGACAUUUACACUAUGGUAGGAAGUGGGCAUUUAAUCUGUAAGAUUCAAAGUUUAUCUUUAUCACUGAGUGUAAAUUAGACAUUAAUCCACCAAACAUUCUUCUUGAAGGGAGCUAAGCAUAUAUUAGCUGAAACUUGGAUUCUUUCCUAUAAAAACGGGACCAAGGAAUGAUACUGUUCUGUGGUGUGUAGAGAAAUAUACAUUUACACAGACCAUCUCAUGAGGAUUGGCCAUCUUAACAUCAAGAUCAAGGAGGAGGGUUUUUUUUUAACUGCUUUGUAAGAAAAAGGAAAAAAGUCAAUAAAGAUAUAUUUCUUUAGAAAAUGAGAAUCUACCAUGUUUGUGUUGGUCUGUAUUUUAACGAUCAGUUUAAAGGUACUGUUUAUUGUUUAGCAGUAAAUUAUUACUGGGCAAUAUAGUAUUUUCUAUCAGACUCUUAAACUUUGUCAUAAAUUUCACCCACGAUUCCAAGUGAAUCACAUAUCUCCUCAAAAAUUAUCCUGUUGAAAGGUCUAUGAGGAAUAGUAAAGAAAAUAGCUUUUUGCAAAACCAUGUUAGAAUUCUCCAAAGAAGCAAGUACAUGUAAUAGAAUCCCUAAAGCAAGAAAUGCACCCAAGGUUCAGAGAGAAAUGGAGAAAAAGUUUCUAAGUUUCCUGUUUCUAAGCUUAACUUCUAACAAGCCUCUCAUUUGCCAGUAAGAUUCUAAUCCAGGUACUUGCACUCAUGGGGGAAGAAAUGGUGACUCUUCACCCUUAGAAUUAACAUUAGCCUUCCUGCUCAACUCUAUGAAAAAGGUUGAUGUCUUGUUUGUGUAAAAUAACAGCUCCUCUUUGAUGUAUCAUAUUUUUAACUAAAAAUAAAUGUUCUUCUAGAAGAUUA
Molecule: messenger RNA, 2600 nt
Organism: Peromyscus eremicus (cactus mouse)
Lineage: Eukaryota; Metazoa; Chordata; Mammalia; Rodentia; Cricetidae
Gene: Efemp1
Product: EGF containing fibulin extracellular matrix protein 1
Molecular function (GO): calcium ion binding
Source: RefSeq, a predicted model, not a curated record